AUGGAAGCAAAAGGAAAAUGUGUGUCGGUAGAAGUUGAAGCAGAAGAUCAUUUAACAGAAGUUAAAGAAGAGGAUGCACCAGUUGAAGUUGAAGCGAAAGAGGCAACAGUAGAAAUGAAAGAGGAAGAUAAAUUAGUUAAAGUGGAAGUGGAAGAUGCAGUAUUAGAAGAGGAAGAUGAAAGAGCGGAAGUGGAAGAGUGUGCUACAGAAGAAGUGGAAGAAGAAGUUGCAACAAUUAUGGUAAAAGUGAAAGAUGCAACAGUGGAAGAGGAAGAUGCAAAAUUAGAAGUGGAAGAGGACAGUAUGAUGGUAGAAGGGCACCAAAAACAAGAAAUUGGUUUAGAAGAGACAGAAUUUGAGCCAAAUGAGAGGCCAAGAAGGGGAAGGAAAAGGAACCGAUCUGGUCAGUCAGCUAGCAGCAAUAUGCCUCUUCAAGGUGAAGUUCUUGAAUUUUGCUUUUUCAGUUUUGCUGGAAUUAUGAUUGCUAACACAUCGACGAGGGGAAAGCAAAAGCUAAAGAGAGGAAGGCCAAAGAGGAUGCAAGAUUAUUCAGUUCAUGGGAAUCACGGAGCGAAAAGGAGAAGAGGUCGCCCCAAGGGGAGCACACCAAACAAUAGGGAUCUCAAAAUGCCAAAGCCUAAGAGGGGAAGACCAAAGAGGGUGAAAGAUCAACCUGGCAACGAGUUAAUGUAA
This is a messenger RNA of Prunus armeniaca (apricot), 693 nucleotides long. The record is from the annotation of a GenBank genome assembly. NCBI's taxonomy places the organism in Eukaryota, Viridiplantae, Streptophyta, Magnoliopsida, Rosales, Rosaceae.